AUGAUUCUCCUCAACCUCCAACAGCUGGGCAUGGCGAGCGCACUGGAAACUCUAUGCGGGCAGGCCUUCGGAGCCAAGAAAUACCACAUGCUCGGGACCUACAUGCAACGUUCGUGGAUCGUAUUAUUCGCAUGCGCCACCCUCCUCCUCCCCAUGUACUUCUACGCCUCCCCUCUCAGCCAGCUCCCGCCGGAGCUCGCGGCGGCAGCCGGAAAACUCUCCGUCUGGUUCAUCCCCGUUCACUAUUCCUUCGUCUUCAUCCUCCCGCUGCAGAGGUUCUUACAGUGCCAGCUGAGGAACGCGGUCCACGCCGUCGUUUCGGCUGUGGUGGUGGUCGUUCAUCUGAUUGCCACGUGGCUUUUUGUGUACCGUUGCGGAUAUGGGCUGUUUGGUGCGGCGAUGAUUUUGAAUUUCUCGUGGUGGUUGGGGGUGGUGCUGCUCAUGGGAUUCGUGAUUUGCGGUGGGUGCGGGGAGACUUGGAUGGGGUUUUCUAUGCGGGCUUUUGAUGGCCUGUGGGAGUUCUUGAAGCUUUCCGCGGCUUCAGGAGUUAUGCUAUGCUUGGAGAACUGGUACUAUAGAAUACUGAUAGUGCUUGCUGGAAACAUAAAGAAUGCUGCAAUUGCAGUGGAUGCCCUCUCCAUAUGCAUCAGUAUUAAUGGGUGGGAGUUGAUGAUUCCUCUUGCAUUCUUCGCUGCAACCGGGUAA
Molecule: messenger RNA, 705 nt
Organism: Phalaenopsis equestris
Lineage: Eukaryota; Viridiplantae; Streptophyta; Magnoliopsida; Asparagales; Orchidaceae
Product: protein DETOXIFICATION 27-like
Exons: 3
Coding region: 1-705 (234 amino acids)
Biological process (GO): transmembrane transport
Cellular component (GO): membrane
Molecular function (GO): antiporter activity; xenobiotic transmembrane transporter activity
Source: RefSeq, a predicted model, not a curated record